Strongylocentrotus purpuratus (purple sea urchin) is the source of this 9771-nucleotide messenger RNA. RefSeq names its product breast cancer 1, early onset. Gene Ontology annotation, molecular function: metal ion binding; ubiquitin-protein transferase activity. Gene Ontology annotation, cellular component: plasma membrane; BRCA1-BARD1 complex; BRCA1-A complex. Gene Ontology annotation, biological process: positive regulation of transcription by RNA polymerase II; double-strand break repair via homologous recombination; negative regulation of fatty acid biosynthetic process. The record is from RefSeq and is a predicted model, not a curated record. NCBI's taxonomy places the organism in Eukaryota, Metazoa, Echinodermata, Echinoidea, Camarodonta, Strongylocentrotidae.
AAAUCGGCAACAGAAUUACCGCGCGAAGAUAUGAUAUUAUGAAACUAUGGCUUAGAACUGUGCGUGUAAAGUCCAGCUGCCUGACGAAAAGCCAAACAACAUUUCAGCUAUUAGAUAUUAUGAGCUGAAUGUGGGAGUGAUGAGGAUUCAGUAAAGGCUUGCAUUGAGAUGAAGGCGAGCAAACAUGGCUGAAGUCAGACUGAAGAAAAUCACAGACAGCAUCGGGUUGAUGCAGAAAAACUUGGAGUGUUCAAUUUGUUUGGACUUGCUUCAGGAUCCUGUUUCAACAAAGUGUGAUCAUCAAUUCUGCAACUUCUGUGUUCUAGCGUUGUUGCAGAGUUCCAGUAAGCCUUCUGCACGCUGCCCUCUAUGUAAGAUUGUCAUCACUAAAAGGAGCUUGACCAAGAAUGAGCAGUUGGAUGGGAUCGUGAAAGCUGUACGCUCCGUCAUUACUGCCGUGGAAGAGGACUCGGGAUUACGAUGUUCUCCACCACGAGGUCCAGUCCUCUUCUCCCAGCCCGACCCGAAGCCCAGAGAGCCGACGCCUCAGAAGAAGGCGAAAGGUCAAAUAUCUUCCAAGGUCAAAGGUCAAGGGCGAGCUGGCAACGUGCGAAAGACCAAAAGGAAAGCUGCCGAGACUGUGAGUGUGUAUCGAGAUGACAGUGAAUCCAGCGACAGUGAUGCUUUCGAGCUUCCUCUAGUUGGUCAUACUAACAUCAGUUCAUCCUUCCCAAGACUGAAGACCGGUGGCAAAAAGGGUUACCAUGAUGAUGAUCAAGAAUUGGAGAAAGAGGCAGAGGAUCUUCUGGCCGCUCUAAACGCUGCACCCCUAACCAGCCGUAGGGAUAUCAUCUCCGGCUACAGCAACGAGUUAAACCGGCUAAAUAAUGAAAUCAAUCUACUUCCAAUCAAUUCUGGACAUCCCGAGGAAAAAGGGAGUCGUAUACUUGACAGUCAACCAAAUAUAUCUCAGAAUCUGACGACUCCUGCAGAUUCAGAAAUCUUUGUGGUGCCUGCACCUAGAGUCCUUGGCCAAGUGAACAAUCCUAAAGAAGGGGAUCAAGAUCCGUAUGAGUUUGUGCCCAGCCAGCGCACCCCACGGAAAGUGAAAAAGAAAGCUGGGAGAAAGAAGAAUCAGAAUGGAAAGAAGGAAUUUCCAAUCAGGAACGGGAGGUUUACAAAACUGGGAGCUCCAAAGAGGGAUCAUAGGAGUGCCAGUAGCUGCUCUGAAAGCGAUCAAGAGAGUGCAAUAAACCAAAGCAAGACUGUAGAUGAGGGUGUGAAGCUUAUUGCUAAAGCCAACUCAAAGGGACAGAAUGCAACUCGAACAUCCAGUCAUCUUAAGAAUGGAGGUAAGGAAUCACAUACCCAUCUCGCAAAGGAGGAUGAAACUCCCACAGCCAUCAUUGAAGAUGUUGACCUUAUGGAUAGUGCAGAUGUAGUCAUGGAUGAUACUGUUGCUCGUCUUGACAACGAAGGUGGUAACUGUCUCAAAACUAAUGGUAAUGCUCAAGAGAAGGUCCCACAUGUGGAACGGAACCUGAUAAAACAUCCUCUACCUAUUACACCUGUUGUGGUCAUCAGAAGACCAAGGGGAGCUGGUGGCAAUAUCCAAGGGAGCCAGCAGUCAUCUGAAGGAGGGAUGAUGAUCGACUCCCAGCCGGUAGUGAUCAACAAGAAUCAUGGAAGAAGGGUCUUUGCCACUACCUAUGGCAAAGUAAAGAAUGGGGUGGACAAGAGUCCGCCUCUCGAUCCACAGGAUAGGAUCCUAGACUGGCUGGUCAGUAAGAAUGCAGGAAGUGAUGAGUCUGAUGAUGAUGGAGAAGAAGAGGAGAAAGAGGGGGCAGAAAAUUCAGAAGAACACUCAGACAUUCUUGUUACUCAAGGAACCGAUCAAGGAAGUGAUGAUGUAAAUUACGAGAGUUUGCCUUUGGAGGAAGGCAAAUGUACCCCAGAAGUCCUCCCCAAAGUAAUCACCAUUGUAGAUCAGUCAGAACCAGUUGAGGAAUCAAAAUCAAAAGAAGACCAAAUUAACCAAAUGAAACUUACUCCCCAAAAGAGAGAUAAAACAGGAGUAUUAGAGAGUAGAAAUGGCAGACGUCAUUCAGGUAGACUCAACAAAGAAUCAAGAGAAGAAAAGAGGACACUGGAUCAUGCAGGAGGUGAAGAAGACAUCCAUGACAUUGAAGAUUCAACUAUGAAUACAUCCACAAAGAAUGUGGACAAAGAAUCUCCCCCCAGACGUAGAACCGUGAAGCAGCGCAUGGAAGAAAACUUCAAGGAACAGGCCAAAGCUGCAAAGAAGGAAUCAGCAGCUGCGAGAAAGGAAUCGAAAGCUGCCACAAUCAAGAGCGACUGGGAGCUAGCUCUUGAGCUGGCCCGUCAGUUCGGCACCGAGCCAGAGCAUCUCAAAGGUGAACCCACUGAAACUGGUGGAAGAUCAUCCCGAAGGAGGAAGGGUAAACUUACCAUUGAGAAGGUUCCUGAGAGUAUACCUGUCAGGAAAUCUAAAGGCCAUGUCCAAGAAAAUCAGCAGAAAGAAUCUAAUGAAACAAUUGAUAUUGAUUCAUUUGAAACUCAAAAUCUCAAAAGAGUUCCUGUCAAAACAACUGUUAAAGAAAGAACUAGUACUGGAGCAGAUAAAAGGAAGGCUUCAGCCUCUGAUAAAAGAAAAGCUUCUCCAGGAAUUCAGAGAAAUAUCCAUGCAAAGGAUCAGAAUGGUGAAGUCUUACAGAAUGACACUCCUGAAGCAAGAGUUUUGACAAUUCCUGAGACUCCCUUUAUUUUAGACCAACCCAAAGGAAAGAAGAGUCUUGAGGGAGAACUGUCUCCCAAAACUGGAAUCGUCGAGGUAGAAUGUCAAGAGCAGAAUUUGGAAUCAUCAAGGCCAGGGAAAGUAGAGGAUACUAAGAGCUCCAUGAAUCAACAACCUGCAGAUGACUGCACCCCUGAAAGCAAAUCAUCCCAACGGUUGACCCCAUCAUUGAGAAGGUCUAAACGUGGUUCUCAUCCAGGGCCUCCUAACAGCAACAACAAUGUUCCUGAAGAAGUGUUGUCUGGUAGAGUGGAGAAGAAGAAGAAAGCUAAGGUAUCAGAAGAAGUUCAACAAAAUGAGACAGAUCCAGAAAGAAUAAGAGGAGUUGUGAGAGAACUAUGUGGUGCAGGUGAUGUGGCUAAUGAAGCAGAAUUAAGUUUGCCAGCCAUUGAGCGAGCAGAGAGAGAAGCAGGAGAGAACGUUGAAGUUGAAGUACCAACUCAAGCAUCUCUGCCUCUUUAUACUGAGGACAUUCCCAAAGUUGACAACGAUGAAGUCAGUCCUAAAAAGUGCAGAGGAUCAGAUACUACAGAGUCCAUUGACUUGGAAAUCGAUAGCGACGAAUAUGAAGACCCAGAUGGAGCUUUGGAGAAAGAGUUUGAACCAUCAACAGGAGGGUCAUCAGCUAAGAAAGAUGUUAACAGUCCUCCUAAAAAACAACAAAAGCCUCCUCUUGAUGAUGAGAUGUCCAUUAUGGAAUGUAUUCUGCCUUCAAUGUCCAGUCAACAAAAUCCUGAUUUGGGAAUUUCUCCAGGCCCCAGUGGAAACAGCAGUGGCACAGCUUCUGAUCAGGUGCAAACAGAAGUAGAUGUUUGCUUGAGCAAGAAGCCUGAUGAGGUCCUGACAGUACUAUCGGGUUCAAGCUCCUCAGCGCAGCAGGCAAGUCAAGCAAGUGUGACAAUCAUUUCACAGACAAAGACCUCAGGAUCGUUUCCAGUUUCUCUUGAUUUGAACUCCCAGCCAAGCGAAUCCCUGCUACUGCCUCUGAAGCAAUCAAAGAGGAAAGCUUCCGAGGAUGGGAGACAAGGAAGCAAUCUGCACACACCAGAUGGUGAUAUUGUCAAGGAGCCUGCCAUGCAGACUUCACCGGGAGCUAUACAACAGGUUGAUGGUCUAAAGGAAGCCUGUGGUGGCAGUGACUUGCAAGGGGUUCAGACUUCUUCAGGGUCAGGUAAUAGCAGACCAACAAGGAGAAUAUCCCGUAGGAAACGAAAGACAUUCACUAUUGAUGCAAGUCCAUCUGCUCCAGCUUCAAAGAAAGCCACUCUGCCAAGUCAGAACAUUCAAAUAAUUCCUGAUAGUCUCGAGCAACCUACUGCAUCUUCAAACAAAUCAAACCUGACAAAAGAGGCCAACCAAUAUCAAAAGGAUCCAGAAGCACCUAGUCAUAAAGAAACAUGUGAAGCUGAUGAAGACAUAGAUUUUGUUGAAAACAUGAAGUCACCUUCCUGUCAAAGGUCGGUCAGGAAGGGAUCUAAGUCACCUCAGGAUAGCAAGACAUUAGAAGUUGCAGAUGAAACCUUGACAUCUCAACAGACAGCAAGUCCAAUGACAAGAAAGAAAAGUAAGUCCCUACCUUUAUCUGACAGCCAGAGCAAUAGAAGUGCUGUCAAGAAUAUAGAAGAUUCUGAAAAAGAAUCUCCAUCUUGUGCUUAUACUUCUCAGGAGACUGUGGUGUCAGUUGCAAGUAAAUCAUCAUUGACGUUGAAAAGGAAAAGCCGCAGUGGUGGUAGACUCACCACUCAGAGUCCUAUUCGAGGUAGCGAUGUUGAGGAACCAGUUGUGCAGCCUAGUCCAUCCAAUCCAGGUGGUGAUUUUGAUGGCAAUUGCAACGAGGCCUCAAGCCUUAGAGGUGGAAGACGUUCUUCCAGUAGAAGGAACAAGAUAUCUACCAAAUCAGAUUGGUUAGUAUCGGAUGGCAGUGCAAUCCCGACAACACAAGGUGCAUCUGAAAUGAAUGAACGGUCAUCAGAUGUCAUCAUUUCUGCCAGAGCAUUCCAACUGCAGUCAAAGAAAACCCUGCAUGAAGGGCCAGAGAAUCCUCAGCGCACACCAGGGUCUUCACCUAGGGUGCUACGAAGAAGUGCAAGACAAUCAAGAGAUAUGGUCCAGCCACGAAAUGAGUCUGCUAUGAGUAAUACUGCAAAGGAGGAACAGGAAAUCGAACAAAGAAUUAGCACUCCACCUCAAGAAUGCAUCACCGUUGUUGAUGAAAGCAUUGGAAUGUCCUUGGCCGAGAAGGAAGCGUCUCAGGAGUGCAACAGAUCCUUGGACACCUGCAAUUUCGACGAGGAGUCCAGGGAUAUGUUUGACGAGGAAGAAACAGCUGGUAAUCAGGGAGCCAAGGGAAUUGAAGAAUCCCAGAGCAUGAAUGCAGAGAUUCUGCUUCUGUCCAAGGACCUUAAUGCAAAAGAUACUUGUAGCUCAAGUGAUCUAGAUAAUUCAGAAAAGCCAUCUGGUAAUGCAUCACAAUUUCAGCAGGUAAUGCAGAAGGAAACACCAAGAUCUACAAGAAAAUCUCAAAAUCUUAAUGUACCCGAUGAGAUUGAUGAAACAAAGGAUGCAAUGAUGUCACAAGGCAGUUGUCAAUAUGAGGAAACUGAAGCCCUCAUACCACCCACCCCUCCUUGUCAUGACAUGUCCAAGUCCCGCAUGUCGUCCUUUCUUCAUACAAGUGGACUCUCAAAAGCAAUACCAAAGAAAAAGAAGGCACAGGAAGAGUUGGAACCUGAUAUGAGUUCUCUCCUGUGUCCCAGUGAAGAUACCACCAAAGAACAGGACUUUGUUCGGUCAAAGAGUCUCGUCAUGGAGACGCCGACUGUUGUGUCCAGAAAGAGAAACAAAGUACCUCGGUCUCAGACUGAAGACAAAAGCAUAGCGGACACUCCUGUAAAACGAAAACGUGGGUCAGUGGAUCGAAGAGAGAAAAGUGCUAGAGACCAGAAUGUUGUGACUGUUCAAGGUGGAGAUCAGGAAGUUGCCUCCGAGCACCCUGAGUUGUCGCCUAGGGAGCCUUCAGUUUGUGACUUGAGGCUGAAUGGACCACGAAGUAAGACAUGUAGGAAGGUAACAUCUCAGAUUAUUGGAGACACACAAUCAGAACCUCCCAUCAAAUCCUCGAACGAAAGCGAUGAAAUACCGAAAACGACCAUUAGACGGAGAAAGCAGGUGAUCACAGACGAUGUAAGUGAUGAUGACGAUGAUGAGGAGGAGGAAGAGGAGGAGGGCUUUAUCGGGAGACAGAAACGCAGGAAGUCUCGGAGAAUGGUUCAAGUUGCAAGAGAUGAGGAAGAUGAAAGUGAUGAUGAACUGAUACCAUGUUCCUUUUUGCAGACCUCGGUCCAGAAACCUGUAGAGAAAGUUGAAGAUGAUGAUGAGGACAACCCCAUGGUACUCUUCGGAGACCACACAGGUCCUCACCUUAGCCAUGGAGCAUAUGGAGGGUCUGUGAGUUCCGAAGAUAGUUGUGCCAGUCAUCACAUGAACCUCACCAGUGCUUCAUCUAUUCCCUCCAGUCAGAGUGAGAUCAUGAACACACAGCAACAAGAGAAGACUCGUGAAGACAUGGAGGCCCUCGAGGAGCAGAUGGCAGAGCUGCAUGCAGCACUGGCCAGAGAGAGAGGGAGCAGGAGCCACGAUGAUACUAAUGAUGAAGACGAGGAAGAGAAGGUGGAGGCGGAGGAGAGUCCCCAAGGUUUCAUCGUCGAAGAAACAGAAGGGGCAUCCACUCCUGCUUCAAAGAAGCAAAACAACUCGGCAAGGUCUCGACAAAGUAGCCCAGGAAGGACAAAGCGUAGAAGCAAAGCGCUGGAAACCUCAGACGAAGAGGACGAGAUGGAUGAUGAGAAGGACAUGAUUGAACCAAGAUCUCCGUCUCCUCCUCCACCCUUGUCACCGAGCACCGUCAGGAAGGCAUCAUCGUCGUUGUCGAUGUCGGACAGUAUCCGCUCCGUCACCAGUAUGGUGGAGCAGUACCGAAAGAGUAGCUCUAAGAAGGUCACUACGAAGAAGAGACGGAUAGAGGACGACCCGAAGGAUGCCUCUGGUAAUGAUGAUGGGAGUGAUGAUGAUGUUGCCAUGGUUUCAUGCAAGUCAUCUAGGAAUUCUUCUUCACCUAGGGCAGGGGCGUCGAGAACAAGCUCCAAGAAGAGAAGAGUAGACAGUGUGGACAGCGAUGGGGACUUAAUUCAAGAUAGGGUGAACUCACCAGCAAAGUCGAGAUCAAACUCAGUCGGUAGGACAGUUGAAGAACGUAAAACUGUUCAUUCCGUUACACCUCCUUCAAGAACAACUCCAACACUCAGUUCCAGUAGAGCAUCAGCCAGUGGAAGGUCACUGUCUAAGACACAACAAGGAAGGGGUCACGGCACCCCAGGAAUCGCCACUCCUCGGGGCCAUCAGACCCCCAAGUUUCGCACCCUGCAAGACCGACUGACACCUGGAAGAACCCCUGGGGCCUCCUCGGUACCAAGCCCAGUGGAUGUCUCUAUGAAGACUCAGAGGUCACCCGCCCACUCUGAGAGAAGGUCUGGAGAUCAGUCUCUGAGAACUCCUGAAGCAGGACCAGGUCCAAGUCCUAGACCUUCCUCUCGACCCAUGUCCCUCAUCGCUACUGGUCUGAAUAGAUUAGAACUGCGUCAAGUCGAGCAACUGACAAGUCAGCUAGCCAACUGUCGUUUUGCCAGUGCCUUCAACGCCAACACCACUCACGUCAUCGUCAAGACAGAUUCUUCCCUAGUUUGCGAGCGUACUCUAAAAUAUUUCCAAGGCAUUGCAGCUCGUGCAUGGAUCGUUAGCUUUCAAUGGGUUCAUGAUAGCCUGAAAGCAAGAAAAAUCCUGGCGGAGGAAGACUAUGAGGUCAGAGGUGACGUGGUGAAUGGUGAGGACCAUCACGGACCCAAGAGGGCCAGGACUGUGGAAGGACCAGGCUUCAUGGCUAAAUUUGAUCUAUGCUGCAUAGGACCGUUUACUGGACUCAACAAAGAUCAGCUAGUAGGUCUGUGUGAGAUGUGUGGUGCCUCCACAGUCCAGCAUCCAUCUCUCUUUCCCUACAACCCCGGUAGGAAGGCCUUCAUCGUCGUAGAACCCAACCUAGACACAGACAGAAACUACCAAGGUCUGCAGAGAAAGUUCAGAGUUCCUGUGAUUUCGAGAGAGUGGGUGUUGGACAGUAUAGCCCUUUAUAAGAGUCAGCCAAUCACAGAUUACCUUUUAACUGAUUUCACCAGCCCCAUGACAGAUCAGCCAACCAUAGAUCUUGAUAGUGAUGAUGAUCAGUGAUACCUAAAGAGUGGGUGUUAGACAUUAUAGUCCUUUAUAAGAGUCAACCAAUCACAGAUUACCUUUUAACUGAUUUUACCAGCCCCAUGACAGAUCAGCCAACCAUAGACCUUGAUAGUGAUGAUGAUCAGUGAUACCUAAAGAGUGGGUGUUAGACAGUAUAGCCCUUUAUAAGAGUCAGCCAAUCACAGAGUACCUUUUGACUGAUUUCACCAGCCCCAUGACAGAUCAACCAACCAUAGACCUUGUUAGUGAUGAUGAUCAGUGAUACCUAAAGAGUGGGUGUUAGACAGUAUAGCCCUUUAUAAGAAUCAGCCAAUCACAGAGUACCUCAUAUCUGAUCCUACCAGCCCCAUGACAAAUCAGCCAAUCAUAGACCUCAAUAGUGAAACUCUGAUAGUGAUGAUGAUCACUGAUCUUCGGUGAGUUGAUCUUUGACAGCAUAGCCCAUCAUAAGUAUCAACCAAUCAAAACUUGUCUUCUAUCUGAUUACGCCACCCCAACUAGAGAUCAGCCAAUCAUAGACCUUCAUAGUGAUGAUAAUCAGUGAAGACUGCCUGCUCAGUAGAUUAUACAGUAUGAAAGCUUCGGAGAAACGAUGGACCAUUUCUUCAAUUAUUUAUCUUAUUAGAAACCUCAUAUUAUGCCUCCCUGCUAUGUCUUCUAAGGUUUAGUAUACAUAGUAAAGCUGUUGCUUUUGACCGCAUAUGCAUAUUAACGCUUUCAUUUCAUCCACAUAUAUAUAUGUUAUGUGCAAAAAUGUAUUAUCACUAUACACCAAUAUCUAAUAUUUUCUUAUAAGUCGUUGAGAUAAGUACACAUAUAUCGGCAUGAAAUAUUUUUUUUAUUAAAAAAUAAUAAGUUAAAAUGACAUUACACGUACAAUGAUAUUGACUAUUACGCUUACAAGUUAUUUUGUAUUGAUGCAAGACAAACAUACAAGCAUAAUUUCAGUCAUUUAGCAGACUUACUAGCUUACAGACAUGUUUAUACUAUUUGCAUUACUCUUCUAAGGUGGCUGCCCUUGGUUAUCCCAAGGCUUGCAUAACCCAUACCUGAUAUAGCAACAUAUACAUGUGUAUAUAUCUGAUGUUUGUAUUAUUAAAAUACGUUAACACUUUGUACGUAAGGUGAUGUCAAUUCUGAGCAUAUAUUGAAGAAGAUAUCAAUGAAUUUGAAUAUUCGUCAGCUGUCUGCAAGUAGCAAGUAGUAAGAGCUAUAAAUCGUCUAUAGCAGUAACGUGCUUGCAGGCACCCGACUUAUUACUACAAGGACACAUGCGUAUUAUAUUUUCUGCAAUUCUCAGUUUGCUUUAAACCAAAAAGUAAAGCCAACUACGCUCAUCACUAAUAAGUCAUUCAAGAAAAUUGGAUUGUAAAACCCAUUGCAAUUUUUUUUUUUUUUUUUUUUUUUUUGGGGGGGGGGGGGGUUUAAUUGGCAUUUUAGUAAAACUGAUUCUGUUUUAUUUAUCAUGAAUAAUACAGAUGAAUGGUUACUAGUUUCCUAAUUUCAUCUCAUUUUUAAUUUGUCAUAUUUGCCUCCAGUGAAAUGAUUUCUUUAUAAUUUUGUAUGAUAGUGUACAUAUGUAUAACAUAAUUGGCCUUAAAGAAAGCACUAAGCAUAAAUGAAAUUAUGCAUUUCCUUUUUUUACAUUAAAAAAUUUGAUUUAACAAAUU